Messenger RNA from Rubroshorea leprosula, 2736 nucleotides. The record is from the annotation of a GenBank genome assembly. Lineage: Eukaryota; Viridiplantae; Streptophyta; Magnoliopsida; Malvales; Dipterocarpaceae.
AUUUAUUAUUUAUUUAUUUUUUAUUGAUUUGUUUUUCUAUUGAAGCUCUGAUUUUGGUGUUGAUGUUCCACAAGCUUAUAUGUUUCUUGCAUGUUUCUGAAUAGCUAUAUGAAAUAUACUCUUAUUGAUCUUUGGUGAGAUCACUCUUUUGGAAAUUCAUAAGAUUGCCACACAAGUCUCUGCCUAAGGUUAUUUCUCUUAUUCUGUUCUCUGUUAUUAUGCCACUUGAACCAGGCUCGGCAUAACAAGGCAAUCUCAAGGGACACAUGGUCACAACUUUUGGAGUUUGCAAGGACAAUUGAUCCUGCUCUUUCUAAUUAUGAUGCUGAAGGUGCGUGGCCCUAUCUAAUUGAUGAAUUUGUCGAGUACUUGUACGAGAAUGGCAUCAUUCCAAAGGCUGAUUACAGCCAAAAUCAAUGAUGCGCUGCUUGAAGUUCAUAUUUCAUGUGGGGUUCUAUGCUAUUUUUCUGUAGUAUGAUUUGCAAUGUACCCUGUGAAGUAACUUUCUGGUCUUAUAAACCAAGACAUGAAAUUGCUUCUUAGUUUGAAAGGUUUCUGCUGACAAUUGAUGCACAAUUCAUUUGAGUCAAUGGGAUUGGUGACAUUGGAUAUGAACUUUCUUUUAAAUUGAAGUGUGUGAGUUUGUAGUCUGGGUUCCAGUUCUUUUGCCUCCUUUGUUUUUAUUUUAUAGCAGCUGACUUUGAGGAAUUGAGCAAUUGAGUGGGAAUGUGGCUCUCAUCUUGGAAACGGUGUGAGCCGUGGAAAGAGAUCAAUUUGAUGAAUUGGGGACUUCCUGCUUCUAAUCCUAGGUUGGAUAGAAUUUCAAAUAAUAAAGAAUCGUAACUUAAGUUUAUUGUAUGGUAACUAAGCAUGGCUUAAUUUAUCUCAAAUUCUUCGUCAUGCAUUCUUUAAGUUUUGUGUUUUGUUGUUUGAUGAUCUUUGAUCUAUAUUCUUUUGCUGCCCCUUUAGAUUCUCUUCCUAAGAUAAUUUGUUUUAAUUCAGAAAAAUUGUAAUGUGUUUGUAAAAGAUUGAUCUUUAGUUCAAAUUUCAAUGGAAUAGGAAUUUAGGGCACUAAAUAUGGUGCACUUGACGGUGAAAAAUUAGGUGGGGCUGAUGAUGAUAAGGAAAUAUAUUGCUUUUGUUUAAAACUAGGGUGAUUCUUUUGUUGUUCUAUCAAUAUUUAUGCAGGUACAAGUACAAACAAACAGUAAUCAGCUUUCAUCCUAAUUACAGCCUACAGUUCGAAGAGGAGUAAAAUAAGACAGAAGAACAUCAACUAUGGCAGGCUCAGCAGCCAUCCUGGAGCCAAAAUCCUCCAUAGAACUACCAUUGCCGUCCAUAAGGUUUGACCCAACCCAUUCCAUGGAUCUGACGUCUGAAGAGGAUGAUCUCUACAGCCGCCUAAAAUCACUACAGCGCCAGAUUGAGUUCAUUGACAUCCAAGAGAAGUAUGUGAAGGAUGAGCAGAAGAACCUGAAGCGUGAGCACUUACGGGCCCAGGAGGAGGUCAAACGGAUUCAGUCUGUGCCUCUAGUCAUUGGCCAAUUUAUGGAGAUGGUAGACCAGAACAAUGGCAUUGUUGGCUCCACCACUGGGUCUAAUUACUAUGUGAGGAUUCUGAGCACCAUCAAUCGUGAGCUCUUAAAGCCUUCUGCAUCUGUGGCACUGCACCGACAUUCUAAUGCUCUUGUAGAUGUGUUGCCUCCUGAGGCUGAUUCAAGUAUAUCUCUUCUUAGCCAGUCUGAGAAGCCUGAUGUUACUUACAAUGAUAUUGGAGGAUGUGACAUUCAAAAGCAGGAAAUUCGUGAGGCAGUGGAAUUGCCAUUAACUCACCAUGAGUUGUACAAGCAGAUUGGAAUAGACCCUCCACGAGGUGUUUUACUUUAUGGUCCCCCUGGCACCGGGAAAACCAUGCUUGCAAAGGCUGUUGCUAAUCAUACCACUGCAGCUUUUAUUAGAGUUGUUGGGUCUGAGUUUGUUCAAAAGUAUUUGGGUGAGGGACCACGAAUGGUUCGUGAUGUUUUCCGUCUUGCCAAGGAGAAUGCCCCUGCUAUUAUCUUUAUUGAUGAAGUAGAUGCCAUUGCAACUGCCAGGUUUGAUGCUCAAACUGGAGCUGACAGGGAGGUUCAGCGAAUCCUCAUGGAACUGCUAAAUCAGAUGGAUGGGUUCGACCAGACAGUCAAUGUUAAGGUAAUAAUGGCAACCAAUCGAGCAGACACUUUGGACCCUGCACUUCUUCGUCCUGGAAGGCUUGACCGGAAGAUUGAAUUCCCCUUGCCUGAUAGACGGCAAAAGAGGCUUGUUUUCCAGGUGUGCACAUCUAAGAUGAACCUUAGCGAUGAGGUAGACUUGGAGGAUUAUGUUUCUCGUCCGGAUAAAAUCAGUGCUGCUGAGAUUGCAGCAAUCUGUCAAGAAGCUGGAAUGCAUGCGGUACGUAAGAACCGCUAUGUCAUACUUCCCAAGGACUUCGAGAAGGGUUAUCGAUCCAACGUAAAGAAGCCUGACACCGACUUCGAGUUUUACAAAUAAAAUAAUGUUAAAGUGCUAAUUUUACAGACGUUAAAGUUGAAAUUGUUAUGUACAAAACCUUGUUUCAGAUGCCUGAAUUUAACUUCCAAGAUGCUGUCAAUUUUUUAUUAUGGAAAAUUUGAAGUUAAUGUGGACCUUUGGCUAGUAAUUGGCCUUAAGUUGGAUGGGCCAGCAUUAAAUUUGUUACAAUAAAAAAUUAUCAAAAUU